This is a messenger RNA of Ordospora pajunii, 804 nucleotides long. Its product is annotated as putative peptidase C13. Bases 1 to 804 code for a protein of 267 amino acids. Gene Ontology annotation, biological process: attachment of GPI anchor to protein; proteolysis. The transcript has a single exon. The record is from RefSeq and is a predicted model, not a curated record. Gene Ontology annotation, cellular component: GPI-anchor transamidase complex. Lineage: Eukaryota; Fungi; Microsporidia; Ordosporidae. Gene Ontology annotation, molecular function: GPI-anchor transamidase activity.
AUGUGUAUUGCUGUUAUUUUGUAUGCAAUUGGUGUGCUUUGCAAGAAUUAUGCGAUUCUAUUGAAUUCGUCUCAAGGAUUCCAUAAUUACAGGCAAAUGGCAAAUGUGUAUAUUUUUGAUCACAUAUUGAGGCAAAAUGGAUUUGAAGGGGAUCAGAUUGCAAUUGUUUCGUAUGUGAAUCAGAUUCAGGACAUAAGAAAUGCAGACAGGGAGCAUGUGCAUAUUGAUGGUGAUUUAAAGAUUCCGUAUUCUGAAUUUGAUGUUACUAAUGAUGCGCUGAGGGUAAUGCUGAAUGCAAUUGAAGGCAACCAUCCGAAGCUUAAGGAUGCCGAUGAGUCAUCCAAUGUUCUGAUAUACAUGAAUGGGCAUGGAAACGAGUCGUUCCUGAAGUUUGGGAGCAUACACUUUAUGACGAAGGAUGAUUUGAUGUGCAGGGUUGUGAAGCUAGCAUCUAGGGUAGGGAAAGUUUUAGUGCUACUUGAUACAUGCCAGGCUGAUGCGCUUAUAGACAGGGAUGCUUUGCCACCGAAUGUUUUUGCAAUUGCCACGAGUAAGAUCAAGCAAUCGGCUAUUUCGACAUUUGAGUCUUCUGUGCUUUUUACUAAUACAGUGGACAAUUUCCCGUAUUUUUUCUUUAUGAAGGCACAGAAGGGAAUUGGAAGCAAAGAUAAGCUUGUUGAUGUGUUUACGGAUUUAAGCAAGGAGCCGAUAGAAUCUGAGCUUGUGUUUAGUGAUGAUCCUAUGUUUUAUUAUGGCGAUUUUUUUGUGCAGAACUUGAUGUUUGAGCUACUUCCUUUCAAAUGA